This is a messenger RNA of Synchiropus splendidus (mandarinfish), 7956 nucleotides long. RefSeq names its product potassium voltage-gated channel subfamily G member 3-like. Bases 531 to 1241 code for a protein of 236 amino acids. Gene Ontology annotation, cellular component: membrane; voltage-gated potassium channel complex. Lineage: Eukaryota; Metazoa; Chordata; Actinopteri; Syngnathiformes; Callionymidae. Gene Ontology annotation, biological process: potassium ion transmembrane transport. The record is from RefSeq and is a predicted model, not a curated record. The transcript is spliced from 4 exons. Gene Ontology annotation, molecular function: delayed rectifier potassium channel activity.
CUGUAGCACGUCAUCGACGCCGUCUACUGGAGCGAACAGGUGUUCGUCCGUUUGUUUGAAACGGUUUGAAACGAUGUCUUCGAUUGGGCUGGACACCCGCACAGAUGUUUUGUGACGCUAACCUCCUGAAGAUGAAGUUGGCCGGUCUGUGUACGCUGAACGUUGGCGGCCGCAGGUUUUGUUUCCCAGCAGAACUAAUGAAGAGACUCCCUCUCACUCGACUCAGCCAGUUACAGCGAUGCGCAUCCGAAAGUGAACGCCUGGAAGUGUGCGAUGACUAUGACCAUGAAACAUGGAAAACUGUGAUUCAUCCCGCUCACGUGUGAGCUGUCCUUCUACAACGAGAUGCUCUACUGCGGUCUGGAGACCACCAACCUUCAGCCCUGCUGCCCACGUCGGCUUGACCACUGCACGUCUGACUACUUUGUGCACAUGAGGAUCCGCAGCAUCACUGGCUGGACAGAAUUCGAGAAACUUUUGAGGAACCCACGUCCUCACUGGCAGCGCAGGUCCUGGCCUCUGUCUCAGUGAUGUUUGUCCUCAUCUCCAUGGUCAUGCUUUGUGCCAGCACAUUACCUGAGUGGAAGGCAGCCGAGACGCUGAACCAACACAGGAUCAUGGAGGCAGUGUGUAUCGGAUGGUUCACAGUGGAACGUACAGACCAGUUUUUGGUGUCUCCAGAUAAGUGUGAAUUUGUGCGACGCCCCCUCAAUAUAAUUGACCUGCUGGCCAUCAUGCCAUAUUACAUCUCAGUCAUCAUGACAACCCUGACAGGGGAAAACGGGCAGCUUCAGAGGGCCGGCGACACGCUGAGGGUGCUUGGCAUCAUGCGGAUCUUCUGGGUGAUCAAGCUCGCCCGGCACUUCCUGGGUCUGCAGACGCUCGGCCUCACUUUGAGGCGCUGCUACCGUGAGAUGGUGAUGCUCCUGGUCUUUAUUUGCGUAGCCAUGGCCAUCUUUAGCGCACUGGCCCAGUUGUUGGAGCAGGGAAACCAAGACUACAGUAGCAUUCCCGCUGCCAGUUGGUGGGUGAUCAUUUCCAUGACCACAGUGGGCUACGGCGACAUGUACCCAGUGACUGUCGCGGGACGUAUUUUGGGGGGCUUCUGUGUUGUGAGUGGCAUUGUUCUCCUUGCUCUGCCCAUCACCUUUAUAUACCACAGCUUUGUCCAGUGCUACCACGAACUUAAGGUGCAUUCUGUCCGCUACACACGCCGACUGUCCGCCGAGUUUGUCAGCUGAGGAGCACUGUUUUGUCUUGUGCGUCAUUAUCCAAAUGCACUGACUCAUCAUAAUAUCCAUCGUCACAAUUGUGAAGUACAAGCUAAUUUUGAUUUAAGGCUGAGAGGAGCAUUUACAUUUUUUCAUGUAUAUAAAUAUAUUUAGCACUGCAUUCAAACCAAAGUGUUCAGCACUUUAUUUCUUUAAAAAGAAUAAAUAUAUACAUAUAUAUAAAAAUGACCAAUAACUUCAGAUGACGAUGCCCUUCUCUGCCGCUUAACCUUCUUUCCCUACAAUAGCAUUUGGAGGUCUUUUGAUGUACGGCUCUUUAUUUACCGCUCCACCAUGUUGCUGUCUGGAAAAGCAUGACAUAAUUUUCAUGAGAUCAAUUUCAACAGAUACAUUUAGAAAUAUAAACGUUCAAGGUCAGAGAAGAAACAAACUUGGAGGUGGAGGACUGAGGUGGACAAGGCUUGGGAACAGGGUUGGUUUGCUUCUCUUGGUUGCUAGAAUGAAAAGGAAAGAUGGAUUUUAGAUUUAAAAAAUAAACAGAGAUUACAAAUAUUAUGUGACACUUACAAUGAAUGCACGCUGACAUUGUGUAGAGGAGGCCGAUUCUCAAUCUGGUGAGGAAAACAGAUGUCAAUACAACAGAUUAUCAUUUCAUGAUUUACAGCACAGAUCUGAUCAGUCACUCACCUGGUCCAGGAAAGUAGCACCUUGAGGACAAUACAUGUUGUCUAGUGGUACUAGGCAGGGGCCAGUUGACAUGGGGCACAUAUAAAGUAGAGGAGGCUGAUUCUCAAUCUGGUGAGGAAAACAGACGUCAAUACAACAGCGUCUCUCUCUCUCUGAAAGAGGAGGGCAGAUUAUCAUUUCAUGAUUUACAGCACAGAUCUGAUCAGUCACUCACCUGGUCCAUGAAAGUAGCACCUGAGUUUGUCAGCUGAGGAGCACUGUUUUGUCUUGUGCAUCAUUAUCCAAAUGCACUGACUCAUCAUAAUCUCCAUCGUCACAAUUGUGAAGUACAAGCUAAUUUAGAUUUAAGGCUGAGAGGAGCAUUUACAUUUUUUCAUGUAUAUAAAUAUAUUUAGCACUGCAUUCAAACCAAAGUGUUCAGCACUUUAUUUCUUUAAAAAGAAUAAAUAUAUACAUAUAUAUAAAAAUGACCAAUAACUUCAGAUGGCGAUGCCCUUCCUUCUCUGCCGCUUAACCUUCUUUCCCUACAAUAAGAAAAACAAUUGUCACUAUUAAUGCACCUCCACAGGAAAACACUGUUCAAAAAAAGUCAGAGUGUUUACAUAGUUGUCCUUGCUGGACCACUCAGGAUGCUUCUCCGAGUGGAGUCGCCGCUCCUCCGCCGCUUUCUCAUAAUAAUCCUGCUGUUCAUCAGAUGACAUAUUCCUCCACUGUGGAAACAAAAGAAAAUAAGUUCACACAAUUCUUCAGAGGAACGAUGAGAUCGUCAAACUUACUCCUGUAAUUGAUAUUAAAGUCUCAUUUCAUUUCAAUUAUUAUAGAAAUGUAAAUAUUUGUAAAAAUAUAUUUUCAUACAUGAUGACUUUUUACAUUUGAAUAUUUGAAGAGACGAUAACUUCAGCUAAAUAAUAAAGUAUGAGAUCACUUUCAUCCUUCAUGAAGACCAUAAACGCAUUUGGAGGUCUUUUAACGUACGGCUCUUUCUUGACCUUGAAGACAAUAGUCGUCUAGUGGUGCUAAGCAGGGGCCAGUUGACAUGGGGUACAUACAGGGUUCAUACCCAGCCAGUGGUUCACAUGGCUCAUAGGGAUAUGGCCCUGUGUUGAGGCCUGAGCAAACAUGGUUGAUGCUCAGUGGUUCCUCAGGAGAAGUUGGAAAGUCCCCAAGCAGGUCCUCUAGGGCUGGGUUAAACCAUUAUUUUUGUCAGCGAUUUUUCGAUGCAUCGAUUAAUCUAACGAUUCAUUUUUUAAAUCCCAUUUUAUUCGAUUUCGAUUUGAUUAUCGAUUAUCUCCCCAUAAUUUGACCUAUAUAGCAAUUAAUGCUAAUUUAUCUCAAUGAAAAAAACACAAAUUUCUUCUUUCCAAUAUAUUUUUAUUAUCAGGGUCAAAAAUUAACAACAACAAUAAAGUGCACACAGUUGUAGUGCAAAUGAGUCCUAUAAUAAAAAAAACAAUAAAAUAAAACUUUCUUUCAAUAAAUGAAACUGCAAAAAACACAAUCUGAAGCAAAAUCUUAUCAACAUAAAAUAAAUAAAAAAUAACAGCAGCAGUGACGGCUGCAAUUUACAAAACAACACUAUGUGUGAGAGCAGCAACUUAGCCUCAUCAUUUCAAUCUGUGAAAUCAUCAAAAGGAUGCUCUCAUUAAGUGCAGCAGCCUCCAAGGGGGUGAAGGCUGGUGUUUUUUUUUCCGUCUGAUAGUAGUCCUCCAAACCUUUCUGCUUAUCCCUGUUUUGACAUCAUUGAUUUGUAGGUUUUUAUUUUUAUUUUUUGAUAACAUGGCAUUGACAGUAAAUAGGACUGGGUGCAGGUCUGUAAUUCGACCACGAAGUGGGGAUGCACAGAUGCUGUCGCUUUGUCGGGCGCUCAUCAUUCUGUGAUUCAACUUGGUGAUGAGCGACCGAACAGAGCGUGGCCUGCAUUGAGAACUUGUCCUUGGUCUUUGUGCAGGUGAGCAGUAUGUGUGUAAGUGAAGGGUGAGGGUGAGGGGGUCUGGAUGGGAGAGUCGUCGCCGGUGUAACUCUGCAUGAAUGUGCGUGCGCGUGUGUUUUGCGAGUAGUUCGAGGUAGCAGUUUGUGGCUAAGCUAACUUUCCAACAAUUAUUACACGCGACGUGGGCCCUGACAGGUGUGUGAGUAUUGCAUAUUUGUUUGAAUGACCAUAAUACCCUGCGACACUGUCAAUGAAGCAGGAGUGCAGUAUUUGUCAUGUUAUUGAAUUCAUUCUGUGAUUAAACUUGGUGAUGAGCGACUGAACAGAGCGUGGCCUGCAUACACAACUUGUCCUUCGUCUUUGUGCAGGUGAACUUUAUUCACAAAUAACACCUCAGUGACGAGUUUGCAACUUGGUGUCAGCGGUGGGCUGUAAAGAAUCGCUGUGAGACGACAGCCAAGCCUGCUGAAGAUGGAGCUGGAGGAAGUGCAAGAUCGACUGAGUGAGACUCUGAUGCGGUUGAACGUCGAGCAGCUUGGAGAGGUGUGUUGGCAAGGUCAAAGCUCCACUGAUAAAGCCACCAGGAAGCACAAGCUUGUCAAAAUAAUUGAUAAAAGUGUUGAGGACCUUAUUGAAACGGAGGAUGAGGACGUGCCACAGGGAUUUUUAGGAUUAAAAGUACGGAACAAAUAACUGUGAAGGAAAGUGAUGUAGAGAACGCAACAGCCUUGGCCAAUCUGAAGGAAAGAUAUGCAGCACUACAGCUAGAUUUCCAGAACUCUACUCAAAAGUUUGAAGAGGAAAUGUCAAAACUCACAAAAACAAGAGGGAAUCAGAACCUUGGUCAGAAUCCUACAGCUGUGGUAACCCAUCCAGCAGAGAUGAUUAUCCGGAGAGAGUUUCACAUGAAUGGCCAAAUUGGAGAGAGGGGUCAAAAGGACAAACUUUCACAUUCCACCUUGAAUCACCAGAUUGAGAUGGGAUUAAAACGAAAUCACAGUGAAAUGGAAAUUAUUGAGGCAGUUACAAGAGCCAUAAGUCCUGGUCUUAGUCUCUGUUAUAUGUUAGAGAUCAAAACAGACCUAACACUCUCACAGCUGCCGACCAUUCUAAAAGGACACUAUAAAGAAGAUAGUUCAAGUGACCUCAACAGCAAGUUGUUAAAUAUCACUCACCCUCAGAACUUUAUAUUUAAGGCAAUAGAACUCAAGGAGAGACUUAUAAGAGCAUCAAGGGAACCAGGAGCGGAUGAACACUAUCGUACUGUGCUCAUACAAAGGAAGUUUUUACAGGCAGUUGGUACUGGACUCAGGAGUGGUCAAGUCAAAUUCCAGAUGAAGAACUACCUGGAUGAUCCCACUGUCACGGAUGAGGUUCUGAUGGCCAAAAUAAAUCAAGCUUCAAGUUUGGAGUGGGAGCAGCUUCAAGGUUCAAAAAGAACUUCCGAGAACCUAAAAUCGGAGAGAUUCGAGCAGAAUCCCAAGUAAAGGAGACAACAAGCUCAUCUCAAGAUCCAGGACAAGAAGCCAUCUCCACCAGAAUCAAAACAUUCAGAACCACGGUCCCAAAUAAAGAGACUGAGCUCAUGGAUAUCAUCAAGCAGUUGAAAAAAGAAAUUUCUGACAUAAAGGGAGCUUUAAGUGAGACUGACAAACCUGUCCCUCAAAGAGGAAAUAACUAGAUGCAGAGUUGUCACAGUUGUCAAGAAGCUCAUCGAGAUGAUCAAUGUGAUCGUUGUUUUAAAUGUGGACAAAGGGGUCAUUUCUCUGGUGGAUGUCGAGCACAGAAGAAGAACUGCAACAGGCCUGAACAGGUAGAGAUGUCAAGUAACACUAACUCCUGUGUUGUCAUCUCCUGGUGCAGAGGUCUAAUGGAACGUGAAAGAUGUUAGUGAACUCCUCUCAGACAGCUACAACAUCUAGAGUCAAAACUGGCUGCAGACACUCAGAGGAUGGCAGUGGGAACAUUUGCAGUUAAUCUUCUCUCCCCAGGACGAAAGGCACAACUUCUGAAUUUGAUUGGAAGGAAAGAUGUCAUCAGCUGCUGGACUGAACCAGAGCUUUGUGGGACAGUGGAUCACAGGUGUGUCUCAUAAAUGAGAAUUGGAGAAAGUUGAACCUUAGUUAGAAAUGGCUCUGAGCUCCGAGGCCCUGGUCAUUUAGAAGGAAAGGCUGUCAACCAGACUUCGGUCCCUUUUUCUGGAUGGAUCAAAGUGACAUUUGGACUAGUUACUGAUGUAACAACACAAAUAGAACUUUUAGUUCCAGUGUUAGUCACUAUGGAGGUUGGAGUAGCGGAAGAGCCAAUCAUUGGUUUCCAUGUUAUUGAACACUUUAUAGAGAGAGGCAUUGAUCCACCCAGUGUCGUAACAGAAGAAAAACAGAGGUAUUCAUGAGAGUGAUGAUGAGUAAGGAGGACAGUCUAGGUGAGGGCAGUGUCAAGACUGGAAGAGAGCUGAUGUCCAUUGCUCCUGGUCGGACGCGAGGCGUGAAGUGUACUGUGAGGGCAGGACCACUUCCUGAAUCACAUGAUGUCAUAUUUGAACCAUUCUCACUCACACCCACUGUUACCUGAGGGUCUGGAAGUCAAAGAGACUGUAGUGCGCCUAUGAAGAGGAAGUUGUUGUCGCAUCCAGAUCCCUGUGAGUAACCACUCGACUCAUGAGAUUCUCUUGCCACCCAGAACGGUUCUUGGACAAACACCGGCAGUAAAGACAACAUAUCCAGCCGACACAAAGCCAGUAGAGAUUGGUAAAAGGAAAAAAAAAGCUCAACAAAGUGCAACAACCCAAGGUCUGAGUCAAUAAAUGAGAAAGAUGAAGCUGUAUAGGAUCCUCCGAAAAGUGAAUCAGCUUCUGCAGGAUGAAUGCGAUGUCUUCGUCAGAGAUGAACAAGAUGUAGGAACCAUCCCCUCAUUGCAGCUCAAAAUCCGUUUGUAUGACCCUACACCAGUGAAGCAGACAUACAGUGCCUGUCAUAAGCAUUCACCCCCUUGGAUAUUUUAGCCUUUUGCAGCAUUCAUUCUGCCCUCCAUCUUCACAAGCCUUCCAGGUCCGGCUGCUGAGAAACAUCCCCACUGCAUGAUGCUACCACCACCAUGCUCAACAGUAGGGAUGGCGUGUUUUUGGUGAUGUGCAGUGUUUGGUUUCCGCCAAACAUGACGUAUUGUCUGAUGGCCAAAAAGCUCGAUUUUGGUCUCAUCAGACCAAAGAAUCUUCUUCCACUUGACCAUGGAGUCUUCCACGUGCUUUUUGGCAAACUCUAGCCGAGAUCUAAUAAGACUUCAACAGUGGCUUUCUCAUUGCCACUCUCCCAUAAAGCUUUGACCGGUGAAGAACCCGGGCAGCAGUUGCUAUAUGCACAGUCUCUCCCAUCUCAGCAGCUGAAGCUUGUAACUCCUUCAGAGUAGUCGUAGGGGUCUUGGUUGCUUCUCUCACUAGUCUCCGACUUGCACGGUCACUUAGUUUACGAGGGCGGCCUGAUCUAGGCAGAGUCACACAACUGCCAUAUUCCUUCCAUUUCUUGAUAAUGGAUUUCACUGAACUCCGGGGGAUGUUCAAUGCCUUGGAAAUUUUUUUGUAUCCAUCCCCUGAAUUGUACAUCUCACUCACCCAUUCCCUGAGUUGCUUGGAGUGUUCUUCUGCCUUCAUGGUGUAAUUGUUGCCAAGAAUACUGAUCCACCAGUCUGGCCCAUUGGGACACAGGUGUUUUAUACCUCAGUCACUUGAAGCACACCCACACCACUCAAGUGAUCUUCAUUUCACUAACUGUGAGACUAUUGGCAAGAAUUUGAUGGACCUCAAUUGAAUUAGACCAUUAACUUAAAAGGGGGGUGAUUCAUUAUGCAAACAAUUAUAUUUCUUUAUAUAUUUUAUUUCAUUGACACAUUGACAUGAGAGUUUUUUCCAAUAAUUUUUUUGUGUUAAAAAAGCCAAAUUUUAUUGACCAUGGAUGAUUUAUGAAAGCACUAAAAGGGUAAAACAUCCAAGGGGGUGAAUACUUACGAGAGACACUGUAUAUAUCUGUCCCUGAACCACAACACAAGGAGGUAAAACAAUAUCGAGAGGAUCUAAUUAAGAAAGUAAAAUCAAAGUCAUCCUACUCCAGC